UCCCCUAUCCAUUGACAAACAAAUCUCUUCUCUCCACUUGAAAAUGAAACUUUUGCCCAUUUACACUUGGCUUCUUUGCCUUUUGCUUUUUAUCGUGUGCUUGGGAUCUGAGUGUGGGACUCCACGGCGAAUUGCAAGGUCUAAAAGAGACUUGGUACGCAUCAGGGAAGCCAGAAGUACCUUCCCAGGAGCUUGUGCCACACGCCUGCCUCGGGGCAAACGCUCACUUCCCGGGAUAGAUCGGCGCUCCCCUCCCCUGUCACAGGCGGGGGAAAGCAGCCCAGGUCGGCGGAGGACUGUUUACUUUACCGGUCGAGGAGACCAACUGCGUCUGAAACCCAAUGCAGAGGUGCCAAGGGGUAAUUUCACCCUGGAAAUGUGGAUAAAACCUGAGGGUGGGCAGCGCUCUCCAGCUGUUAUCGGAGGUCUGUAUGAUAAAUGUUUCUACACGUCCAGUGAUAGAGGAUGGUUGUUUGGCAUCAAAGCAGUCAGUGACCAAGCCAACCGUGACCCUCGCUUCUUCUUCUCCCUCAAGACAGACCGCGCCCACAAGCUCACCACGAUUACCUCCAAUGUACCUUACACUCCUAACCAAUGGUCACAUGUUGCAGUGACCUACAACGGUCUCUUUAUGAAGCUGUACGUUAACGGGGCGCAGGUUGCUGUAAGCCGAGACCAAUCCGGUGAGAUUUUCAGCCCACUUACCAAGAAGUGCAAGGUGCUAAUGAUCGGUGGCAAUGCGCUGAACCACAACUAUAGGGGUACAAUGGAACGCUUGAGCUUGUGGCAUCGGGCUCUGACUCAACGUGAGAUCAUUAGAUACAUGGAUCACCGUUUGGGUCAGUUUGGUGACCUCUCUCAACUAGUCAUCCAUGAGAACUUUGAGAACAUGUCAAGAAGGUGGCUCACGGUGAAAGAUGGUAACUUCCCCCGGUUGGAGCACUCAGACCGAAGCCUAGCUGGUGACCUCAGUGACACCGCACUGAAACCUCCACCUUGCGGACAGACCGUGUGUGACAACGUGGAGGUGAUUACAAACUACUACCAGCUCUGGAGCUUUCGCAAGCCCAAGACUGUGCGCUAUCGAGUGAUAAACGUUUACGAUGAUGACGGACACUGGCCGACGAUUACCGAACACCAGAUCAACCUUCAGCACCAGCACUUGAACAACGCUUUCCGCGUCUACAACAUUUCCUGGGAGCGAACCAUUCACAACGUCUACAACUCGUCCUUACGUAACCGCCUAAUACUGGCCAACUGUGAUAUCAGCAAAGUGGGUGAUGAAGAGUGUGAUCCAGAAUGUAACCACACACUUACGGGAUUCGAUGCCGGAUACUGUAAGAGGCAAAUCGCUCGCUGUCCCGAAUACAAGCAGGGGAAUGGGGUUUGUGACCCAGAGUGUAACUUGGACAAUUUCUAUUACGAUCAUGGGGACUGCUGCAACCCUAACACCACUGAUGUCACGAAGACCUGCUUUAAUCCUGCGUCACCCCUCAGGGCUUUCAUGAACGUGAAGGAGCUGAAAGAGGUUUUGAAUUUGGAUGGAUCCACACACUUGAACAUAUUCUUUGCUAACUCGUCCGAUGAAGAUGUGGCUGGUGUGGGCACUUGGCCCUGGGAUAAAGAAGCUUUAACACAUUUGGGUGGAAUUGUAUUAAACCCUUCAUUUUAUGGUACGUUUGGCCACACUCACACCAUGAUCCAUGAGAUUGGGCACAGCCUCGGACUGUACCAUGUCUUCAGAGGAAUCUCAGAGGUGGAGUCCUGUAACGAUGCCUGCUUGGAGACUGAGCCCUCUCUUGAGACUGGAGAUCUGUGUGCAGAUACCAAUCCCACACCCAAGUACAAGUACUGCAGAGAUCCUGAGCCAGGAAAUGAUACCUGUGGCAGACGUCAUUUCAAAAACACCCCUUUCAACAAUUACAUGAGCUAUGCUGAUGAUGACUGCACAGAUUCCUUCACGCUGAACCAAGUUGCUCGGAUGCACUGUUACUUAGAUCUGAUCUACCAGUCUUGGAGACCUGGCAGUAAACCAGCUCCUGUUCCUCUACCUCCUCGAGUAACAGCGCAGGACCAAGACUCUCUUACCCUGGAAUGGUUCCCUGCCCUCACUGGCCAUUACUUUGACAGAGAAGUGGGAUCAGUUUGUGACAGAUGUACUGAAGUUGGGGUGCUCCUUCAAUAUGCCUCGAACUCAUCCUCUCCCAGACCCUGCGCCCCCUCUGGCCACUGGAGCCCCCGUGAAGCCGAAGGUCCACCAGAUGUAGAGCAGGCCUGCGAAGCGAGUGUCAGCACUUGGAGCCCAAAUGCCGGCCUAGACUCGAGUAGUGUUGGCUCAGCGUCCUGCCCACCCCAAGGCUGUAUGCUCCAGCUCGAGUUUGCCUAUCCGCUAGCACCUGACUCCCUCAUUGUUUGGGUCACCUUCUUCUCUCUGGAGGAGACUGGAUUGCCUGCAAUCCACGACAUCCUUUUGCUGACCCUUAGUGGUAACAACAUCUCGCUGGGUCCACAAUAUGCGUUCUGUGACACACCAUUAACGCUGAAGCUAGAUGUGAAGGAGGAGGUGUAUGGGGUGCAGUUCUUCACCAUGGAGCAGCACUUGGAAAUCGACGCCACAUUGCUCGCCUCAAAGCCAGACAAUCCUUUGUGCCGGUCGUGUCAUCCUCUUACCUAUAGACUGAUUCGCCAGCCACCGUUUACACACUCACCACAUGGGCUGAUCCUUCAGGAACCCACUCUGAAAUACGUGGACAGGGACUUAACGUCAGAUGAAACGUACACCUACCAUGUGCUGACAGUAUCUAGAAGAGCAGAGAGUGAACCAUCUCCACCUCUCUCUCACCAACUGGGCUCACCCUACUGUGGAGAUGGACUCAUCCAAAAAUAUCUUGGAGAGCAAUGUGAUGAUAUGAACUUCGCUAAUGGAGAUGGCUGCUCAAUCCAGUGCAAGAAAGAACCAUUAUUCAACUGUGUUGAUGAGCCCAGCUUGUGUUACGUCUACGACGGUGAUGGUGUGUGUGAGGACUUUGAGCGGGAGGUGAGUGUAAGGGACUGUGGUCUCUUUACCCCAAGCGGCUUCCUGGAUCAAUGGGCCACUGAGGUGCAGGUGUCCAAUGAGGAGAAGAUGCACUGUCCAGCACAGGUGGCUGUCGGAUAUCCUGCAGUGACGAAGCAGCCUACAGAGUUUCAGUACGGAAUCGUCGGUCUGCGUACAGUAGUGUACUUGAAUCAAUGGAGGGGUGGUGGUGGAAUGGGGAACAGUGUCACUGAGGUUACUGUGGAGUGCUGA
Molecule: messenger RNA, 3289 nt
Organism: Pimephales promelas (fathead minnow)
Lineage: Eukaryota; Metazoa; Chordata; Actinopteri; Cypriniformes; Leuciscidae
Source: RefSeq, a predicted model, not a curated record